Messenger RNA from Rotaria sordida, 1635 nucleotides. Lineage: Eukaryota; Metazoa; Rotifera; Eurotatoria; Philodinida; Philodinidae. The record is from the annotation of a GenBank genome assembly.
AUGGAUCAAUAUAAUAUGUCAUUGACUUCAACGUUUUCAACUCUUCUUCUUCUUACAAAUCAUUCUUUAAAUGGAACAUUAGCAUCAUCAUCAUCAUCAUCAUCAUCAUCAUCAUCGGCGUCAUCGUCAUCAUCAAUGGGUAGAAAUACCCUUAUGCGUUAUUCUCAAGUUGUUUAUGUCGCCGCAUUAGUAAUUCUUGGUGUUUCUGGAAAUAUAAUAUGUGCCAUUGUCUUUUGUACUAAGUCAUUAAGACGUAUUCGUUCAUCAGCAUAUCUAUUUAUUUUGGCAUUAAUUGAUGCUUUUUUUAUUCUUGAUCUUUUACCUGGUAUGGUUCAUACAGCAUUUUUUAAUGAUCUAUAUCGUAAAGUUCAUUUUAUUUGUUAUAUUCAAACAUAUAUAUCAUUUGUUGCUUCAUUUUUACACAUAUGGAUGGUGCUUGUAUUUACAGCUGAACGAUUUUUUGCUGUAAAUUUUCCAUUAAAACAUAUGUCACAAUGUACACCAAAUUUAUCUCGUAUAGUGAUAUUAAUAAUAAUUGUACCUGCAUUUAUAUGUUAUAUUCAUCCAGCAUUUUUUGUAUCUGAAGUUGAUACUAAAGGACAAUGUCGAGAAAAAGGUGGUUAUGAACGUUAUUUAACUAAUCUUAAUAUGAUCGAUACAAUAAUGACAAUGUUUUUACCAUUUAUUCUUGUUUCAAUAUUAAAUAUACUUAUUAUAAGAAAAUUAUUUUGUUCAAAAGAAUUUCGUCAACAUGCUUUUGCUAAUGGUUCACGUUAUCAAUGUCGACGUACAUCAAAUGGAAAAAAACUUAAUUCAAAACCAAUAAAACGUAUUUCAGCAUCAUUAUCGCCAAUAACAAGUCUUCCACAAUCAAAUCCAAUAUUAUCAUAUCGUUCACAACGUAUUAUUCGUCCAUUUCGUUUAACAAGAAAACAGCAAACAUUAUGUUUAUAUCGAACAUUUACUAAUACUGAAUCGUCACAAACAAAUAUAAAUCAUAAUGAUACAAAUAAUAAUCCAUUAAAUGAACAACAUCAACAAUCAAUAAAAUUAAAAUCAACUUUUAAAAAAAAUCAAACACCAUCAUCAAAACGUCAUGAAUCAGCACAGCGACAUGUAUUAACUGAAUUACGUUUAACAAAAAUGCUUUUAGCUAUAUCAUUAACAUGUCUUUCGUUAAAUUUUCCAUCAUAUUAUCUUCGUUUUAUGUUUUUAUAUGAAAAUUCACAAGAAAGUUCAUCAUCAAAUAAAACUACUGCUAGUACUACUACUACUACAGCACCUGAAAGUGAUUUUGCUUUUUAUCGGGGUGUCAUUUUUCAUUAUAUGUCGUAUUUAAGUUAUGCAAUUAAUAUUUUUAUUUAUUUAUUAUUUGGUGGAAAUUUUCGUCGUGCUUUAAGGCGUCUAUUUUCAUUUACACCGUCACAUUCAGAAAGUUUCAAUACAACUUCACGUAAAAAAAUGUUAUUAAAUAAUGAAAAACAAUAUGGAAAUAUGUCUGAUUAUGAUUCAAUAGCAAUGACAUCAACAUCAUUCAAUGAGUCUAUACGUGAUUAUUCCAAAAGCUUUAAAAUACGAGAACAACCUAGUUUAUGUCGUUCAUUACAGCAACAACAACCAAUUUUUAUAAGUUAG